AAACUCAGCCACUCUCAGACUCUCUCUCUCAGCCUCUCAGAUCUCGUGAAUCCAAUGGACCAAGAAGGAGAUCCAUGUGAAGUAAAGAAGGCUUCUUUAGAGCCUAAAGCUCCAACCGCUGAUGACCCAGAUUCCAUUUCUCCAUUUGGUUCAGACCCUUCUCUGUCUGAAGAGGAACUGAUAACCACACUGUCUCCACUGUUAUCCGAUGAAGAAAUCAUCGAGUCUAUCUAUCAGAGUCUCUUGCUAAUCAUUCUCUCAUUGCAGCUACAACAGGGGAGUGGUGAGAUUUGGUGUUUUGAUGGUUGCAAGACACCUCCUUCGCGGGUUGCAGAAACGGCUCCGGAUACUUGUCCCGGAGCUCCAAUGAAGCUCGCUAAGAUAUCAAGGACCAUUGAUUCUGGACUGAGAAGGAAGCUCUUCUGAAUCUGACAUCAAUUUGAAUCUGACUGAUGAAUUGUUGUUGUUGUUGUGACAUAUUGUUAGCUUUAGCUGUAAGAGCUUCUAGGGAUUGUAAUAACUCUUUUUUAGCUUCUUGCUUUGACUUAUGUUUGUACAGUCUUCUUAGGCUUUUAUGAGGACUUACUAGCUAAGCUUGUUGUUGUUGUUGGAGACAUUCAUUUCUAUCUUUGAGAGAGAUAAAAAAAUCAAAACUUUCUCUUCUUUCUUGUGGGUUUUGUUUUAUGUUUCCUAAAAACUUGUUGCAGUGAAGAAUCUGGAAUAAAGUUUCCAUCUUUC
Messenger RNA from Eruca vesicaria subsp. sativa (arugula), 738 nucleotides. NCBI's taxonomy places the organism in Eukaryota, Viridiplantae, Streptophyta, Magnoliopsida, Brassicales, Brassicaceae. The record is from the annotation of a GenBank genome assembly.